Messenger RNA from Kalmanozyma brasiliensis GHG001, 2058 nucleotides. Its product is annotated as UspA. Bases 1 to 2058 code for a protein of 685 amino acids. The record is from RefSeq and is a predicted model, not a curated record. The transcript has a single exon. Lineage: Eukaryota; Fungi; Basidiomycota; Ustilaginomycetes; Ustilaginales.
AUGGUGCGGACACCCUCCAUCUCGAUCUCGUCGAGUGAGAAAGACAAGGACAAGGCGACCCAAACGCUCUCUUCUGCCUUUGCAUCCAUGAUCGCCGUGGGUGCGCCCUACCAGACCUCGCGAAAUCAGCUCAAGGUCGAAGACGCUUCUUCCGCGUCCACCGACACCCGCGAGUCGGGACGAUCGCGCAAGAAGUCGAGUCGAUUCAGCGCCUUCAGUCGGUCCGGGCGCAGUCCGUCGCCUUUCCGAUUCGGGCUGUCGAAGAAACGUUCCUCGUCGGCAAACCGAUUGAAGGUCAAUCCGGAUGACGAUACGGGGUCGGAGCGCAGCGAGAGGGAGAAGGAUAGCGAUACAGAGUCGGUCAUGAGUAGCGCGUCGGGGAUCACGCCGAGGAACAAUGCGUUCUUCAGCCCGGAGGAUGAGGAGGAGAUCGAUUUGUCGGUGCCUUCUUCGCAUGGCCGGCGGCGGCACCCUGCCUCGUUGCAUGGAGCCGAGUCGCAAUUGCCCACGUCGGGGUCGUCAACCAGUCUCACGAGUGCUACGGGUGUAGAAGCGGAUGUGGAGUCGGUUGCGGAUUCGGAUUCGGAUGAUGACGAUGCUCCACAUGCCUCUUCCAGCGGCAACGGCGCAGGCGAGGAGGAGGAGGACGACGAGGACCCCGACGAGAUGGAUCCAGAGGUGCUCGACAACACGCUCUACAACGCAGAAUGCCUCACCUCGCACCAGCACUGGAACGGGCCCAAGUCCGAAGAUGGUCAUCCCCACUUUGACACCUACGAGGACGAAGACCUGGAGCGCGACGAUGAUCACAUUACGGCGCCUAACGUGGUGCUUGCCGAAGAUCAGGUGUCGACUUUUCUCACAAGGCGCGGCUCCAAGAUGCUUUCGCUCACCACGUCGCGUCCGCGCUACGAGCGUAAUCGAUGCACCAUCACCAUCAGUCACGGCGAUGCCGAUGCGGCGGCGAAGAACAGCAAGCGACCCAAGCGCUAUGUCGUCGCCUCGGAUGGAUCCGAAGAAUCCUCGUAUGCAGUGGAAUGGACGAUCGGAACAGUGCUCCGGGAUGGAGACGAGAUGCUGGUAGUAUCCGUCAUGGAGACGGACAGCAAACUCGACGCGCUCGAUCCGAAGCACGAAGAAGUCUCGGCACGAAUGGAGCACCAGCGCAUUCGUCAAGCCAUGGCGUCCGUGCUGGCCAAGCAAGCCACCCACCUACUCGAACGCACACGGUUGGAGGUCAAGAUCUCCUGCCAGGCGAUCCACGCCAAGAAUCCGCGCCACAUGCUGUUGGACCUGAUCGACUUUUACGAACCGACCAUGGUGGUGGUCGGUUCGCGCGGGUUGGGCUCGCUGCGUGGAAUCCUGCUCGGUUCGACAUCGCAUUAUCUGGUGCAAAAGUCGAGUGCGCCGGUGAUGGUGGCUCGUAAGCGAUUGAAGUUGCCGGCGUUGCCGAGGGGCAAGGGCGAUGUGGUGGAGUCGGUGCGCGCGAGACAUAUGCGUUUGGACCAGGCGUCGAUCGAAAAGCUCUCCAACGCUGGCGAGGAAGGGAAAGAAGAUGGCGAGAAGGAUGGCGAGGAGAAGAACACGACGGAAGAGGAGACUUCGCCGGACAAUGAGACCGGCGCCAUCAGCACUGUCGAUAGCGUCACCACCACCGACACUGUCUCGGAAGCGCAGACGCCCGUCACGCCUUCCCCACCCCGCACACCCAGCCCAACCUCCAAAUCACCCAUCAACGUCGAUGGCAGCCCCAAGCUCCAACGCAAGUCGUCCAAAGCUGGACCCACCGCCAUCCCACACACGUCGCUCGAGCGUGAGGCCGAGACGCGCGUGCAGAUCCAACAGCGCAAGGAGGAGGCGGCCAAACUGCACGAGGGCGACAAGAAGAGGCACCUCUUUGCGCAUCAUGGUGAUCCGCUGAAGAUGGACAAGGACGCAUUGCUGAGCGAUAGCGAGGGCGAGUCGAGGGAUGAGGUGACCAGGAGAGCCGGAGUCAAAGGGCCAAAGGAGGAGGCGGGAAGCAGGCCGAGAGGCGAUGGUGUCAAAGGCACUCCUUGA